Trypanosoma grayi is the source of this 1398-nucleotide messenger RNA. RefSeq lists its product as hypothetical. The coding region runs from base 1 to 1398 and encodes 465 amino acids. NCBI's taxonomy places the organism in Eukaryota, Euglenozoa, Kinetoplastea, Trypanosomatida, Trypanosomatidae. The record is from RefSeq and is a predicted model, not a curated record. The transcript has a single exon.
AUGUCCAAGGCAGGAGAAGGUGGGAACACCAGUCUAGCAAGGGUCGGGAGUGUCGCAAGCGCUACCAGGCCCAUCAGCGGCCUCUCCUUCCUGGACGAGAGCAAGCUGCACCCCGACUUCCGCCGGCUGAAGGGCAAUCAGAUGUACUUUGUCGACCGCUGUGUCUACUUUGAGCGCAAUGGCAUGAGCGGCGAGAAUCGCAUCAUCGCCCUCACUCCAACGGCCUUCUUUGUUCUUGAUUUCAAUGGUACAAUGGACCGCGGGACAGCGUACGAGCAGGUCGGGGAUAUUUAUCAGAAGAAGGCCAAGGGGAAGCUGCUCUCUUUUAUUGCGAGCGAGAACCACCUCCUACUGAAAGUCCCCUCAGAGAUUGAUUGCCACGUCUGCUUCCUCAACCCGGGCACACUGCAUAAGUGCACGGAGGUGCUCCAGAGGGUACUGGGGGCGCAGCGCGGCGUCGCCGUCGCAGUGAAGGAUGUCCCGCCCGAGAAGGGCAUUGAGUUCUACUGCAACGACAAGCGGCCGGAGGGCUACUACACCUUACGCGAGGUGGCGGAGGUUAUGCGGCAGCGCAGCAUCCUCGAGACGUACAUCAGCGAGGGCCAGAGACAGGUGAUGGCAUUGCUGCAGGAGAUCGAGGUCGCCAAACAGCAGGUCGCUUCCCGAGAGGAGGAGGUGGAGGCACUUAAAAAGAAGGGCAUUGACGAAAAGUCGAUACGCCGUCGCAAGGCGAGUGUAGAGGAGAAGCAGAUGCAGCUCCACCAGAAGGUGUCGGCGAAACAAGAGGAAAAUGAGCGCGUCCUGGAACGUGUUCGGACGCUGAAGGACGAUCUUGAAGCCGCUCGCAACAACAUGGGGGCACUAGUGGAGGAAGGCAUCGCAGCGGUGAUGGCGAAGGUGAGCAAACAGGACGAUGAGACUGUUGCGCUGCGCCGGCGCGUCCAGCAGAAGGAGCGGGUCGCCGCUGAAGAAGAGAUCAUGAAGUACAAACGGGAGCUGUUUGCCGCGCACGGUGGUGGUAACGCCGCGACAAGGGCUCUGGAGGCGAAAGUCAGUACCGCCUUUGCGGAACUUGAGAAGGAGCUAGAGGAGGUGUUUCGCCUCGAAAAGUUUAUCACCACAGUGAAUGGGGAGAUACGAGUGCACAGCGACCAAAUCGCUUCGCUGAAUAGCGAGAAACAAGGACUCAUAAACGCACGUGAAAAGAAGGCUGUGCCCUCUCCAACCAAACCUGCGCCUGGAAACGGUCUAGACGAGCUGGACGACUUGUUACUCGCCGCGCCUGUUAACAACCUUCUUAACUCCCCUCCUCUCCCUCCUUCUGCUGCUGCUUCUGCAGUGACGGCGGCAUCAGGGGAUCCGUUGAGUGCUGCGCUGUUGGAAGAGGACCUACUGUGA